Sclerotinia sclerotiorum 1980 UF-70 is the source of this 261-nucleotide messenger RNA. RefSeq lists its product with no specific name. The record is from RefSeq and is a predicted model, not a curated record. The transcript has a single exon. Lineage: Eukaryota; Fungi; Ascomycota; Leotiomycetes; Helotiales; Sclerotiniaceae. The coding region runs from base 1 to 261 and encodes 86 amino acids.
AUGACUGAAGCUCCAGUAUCUACUAGUGCAAAGACUAAAAGUCUGAAAAUUGCGGAGACCACUCCAAAACUGAUUGAGACUCCAAAAACCAAAAAUUUAAAGGCUAUAGAAAUUACCUCAAAUCCAACUGAGACUCCCUCAGCUACGAGUCCAAAACCCACACAAACUACCUCAGUACAUCUAAAUCAUCCACUGUCAAAACAAGUUCAUCUCCCGAAACUUCCGAAACAACUUCAUUAUCCACCAGUUCCAAAGUUAUAG